Triticum dicoccoides is the source of this 1802-nucleotide messenger RNA. Its product is annotated as BTB/POZ and MATH domain-containing protein 2-like. Gene Ontology annotation, biological process: protein ubiquitination. The coding region runs from base 261 to 1448 and encodes 395 amino acids. The transcript is spliced from 3 exons. The record is from RefSeq and is a predicted model, not a curated record. Lineage: Eukaryota; Viridiplantae; Streptophyta; Magnoliopsida; Poales; Poaceae. Gene Ontology annotation, molecular function: protein binding.
CCGACGGCGCACACUCUCUGCUUCCGGCGGCGUCGGCGGCGGCGCAGCUAGUGGGGCGGUGGCGUGAACUCCGUUUCCGGUGGCGCGAGCGGCGCAUCGAGUGGAGAGUCAUCUUCGUGCGGCAGCGAAUCCGUGCUGCCGCCGGACGGGUUCAGCCCCUCAGCUCGCCGCAACCUCUGUUCCGGGGAGAAGCGGCGUCGGCACGGGCGGCGGCCACUCCGUGGGGUGCUCGCGGCAGCCGGACGUGACCAGAUUCCGUCAUGUCGUCGUUCGCCGGUGUGUCCGUAGUCGACGGCGACAAGGAGUGCUCUUGCGACACAUCGGCCGUCCACGCCGGCACCGACAACGGGUAUCACCUGCUCGUGGUUAGGGGCUACCCGGGUACAGCAGAGGGGUCACCCACCGGCGACAGCAUCACCACCGGUAUUUUCAUGGUAGGAGGCUAUUAUUGGUACAUCCAGUACUACCCUAACGGCUUAAACCCGGAUUGCGCCGACUACAUUUCCCUCUAUGUAGCCCUUGUCUACGACAACGACGAUGCCGAGCGUGGCCUGGCCGUGGAGGCCAAGUUCAGUUUCAGUCUCGUCGACCAUGUUGAGAAGCAGAAUCCAGUGUACAUUUGUGAAGCUAACAAGACUUGCACCUUCUCCAGCAGUGCUACUUCGUGGGGACGCAACAAGUUUCUGAGAAGAGAUGCCCUCGAAUGGUCAUCGGAUUUGAAGGGUGGUUGUUUCACCAUCCGGUGCGACAUCAUGGUUGUUUGCCAGGAUUCCAAAACCGAGGACGCCGGUCGCACCCUGUCUGGCAUACACCACCAUUUUAACAACCUUUUGCAGACCAAGGUGGGUGCUGAUGUGACAUUUGAGGUCAGUGGCGAGAGGUUCGCUGCACACCGGUGCGUGCUUGCAGCCAGGUCUAAAGUAUUCAUGGCACAACUCUUUGGCCCCAUGAAGGAGGGCACCACUACAUCGACCGUCAUAGAGAUCAAAGACAUGGAAGCAAAAGUGUUCAGGGCUUUGCUUAUCUUCAUCUACACAGAUGUGUUUCCCUUGCCCUUGAGAGAGGAGGACAGAAUGGGGGAGGAUGAAAUGUCAGUAAUUAUGGAAGAAGUAAAAGAAGUGGAAGCAGUACAGGAUGAAUUGAGGCUGCAAUGUUUGCAACACUUGUUUGUGGCAGCAGACAGAUAUGAUCUCCAACAGCUCAAGUUCAUCUGUGAACAACAGCUGUCUGAACACAUAGGUGUGACCUCGGUGAUGUCCACUCUUGCUCUAGCCGAGCAGCACCACUGCCAGGGAUUGAAGGAGGCAUGCUUCAAGUUUAUCCAGAUCCAGUCUCCCUCGUGCUUGCAAACAGUAAUGUCGACUAAUGGCUGGGACCAUGUAUAUACGACCUAUCCCUCGGUUUUUAAGGAGUUCAUUGCCAACCUUGCUUCAAACCAGCAGAAGUAACACCCUGUGUACGUGCUCGGAUGGCUGAACCGGGGCAUUGGCUGUGUGUAUGUAUGGAUUGUACCGAGGAGGGUCUUGGAAUACACGGCCUGAUCAUCCAAACUGAAGAGUAGUAGAUGCAAGCAGGAAGAUAUCUUUGCUUGUCUAGUGUAGAAAUUGUUCAUACGUGAUAGAAAGAGACCAGGAAAUUGUUGGAGCUGCUUGUUAUUUAUUUGUGCUACUUUAUUUAGUUAGUUCUGGCAGCUGGUGCUGCGGAAUAGAAACACAACUAUACAUCACUGUUUUUUUCUCUCUGGAAGGUUGAACUCCAAUGCUUUAGUUGUACUCUGUGUAUUUUGAACCAUAGAUGAUUGC